GAUUCCGAGUUCGUUUGCUUUGAAGUUCGAACCUUUCUCAAGUCUCAACAUAGCCGGUUGGUGACGAGACGAAACUCUUACAUCCUCUCUUCCUCCAUGCUUCAUGCUUCAUCCCUCUAUCUGGUCUCUUCGCUCUUUACACCGUCAAUAUUAGAUUUAGGUUUAUUGAUAUCUCUAAUUCCUUCUGCGAUUUUCUCUGUCGACGAUUGAUCGUUUUUUUCCAUCAUAAGGCUAUAUGACGAGAAGUGUAACACAGAAUGUCGGUGAAUGUUCUAGUUCUGCAUCUUCAAACUGUCAGCAAAAUGUCGCUGAUGAUAGGAUGAUUGCUGUUGUACUUUCAGAAGAGUAUGCUAAGUUAGAUGGUGCAGUUGCUAGACGCCUUACUAACCUCGCACCUAUUCCUCAUGUUCCACGGAUAAAUUCCUACAUUCCAAAUGUAAGUGAGGCCAGCUUGGAUCACCAAAGGCUGCUUCAGAGGUUGAGUGCUUAUGGCUUGUGUGAAGUGAAGGUCUCAGGAGAUGGAAAUUGUCAGUUCCGUGCACUUUCGGAUCAAAUGUACGAGUCUCCUGACUAUCACAAGUAUGUUCGGAAAGAGAUUGUGAAGCAGCUUAAACACAACCGUUCUUUGUAUGAAGGCUACGUCCCCAUGAAGUACAAGUGCUAUUACAAGAAAAUGGCCAAAUCUGGUGAAUGGGGAGACCAUCUUACCUUACAAGCAGCAGCUGAUAAGUUUGCAGCGAAGAUAUGUCUCCUAACUUCAUUUAGAGAUACCUGUUUUAUUGAAAUUAUGCCCCAAUACCAAGCUCCUCAGCGAGGGCUGUGGUUAAGUUUCUGGUCUGAAAUACAUUAUAAUUCACUGUAUGAAAUUCGAGGUGCUGCUCCCAUUCAGCGUAAGCCAAGGAAGAAACAUUGGUUGUUCUAGGGGUUGGGAUUAAUGGUGUCCAUGUUGCAUUGCAAUUAGAGGUUGGGCUUGCACUGUAUAGCUGCACAUUUUUUUUUUUUUUCAUUUAUCAUUUAUUUAAUUUAUCCUGUAAUUUGAGCAUAUUCUUUGUGUGUAUAAAUCAGCUUAUUUUCUUGUUGA
Molecule: messenger RNA, 1081 nt
Organism: Macadamia integrifolia
Lineage: Eukaryota; Viridiplantae; Streptophyta; Magnoliopsida; Proteales; Proteaceae
Product: OVARIAN TUMOR DOMAIN-containing deubiquitinating enzyme 12
Exons: 10
Coding region: 236-922 (228 amino acids)
Biological process (GO): protein deubiquitination
Molecular function (GO): cysteine-type deubiquitinase activity
Source: RefSeq, a predicted model, not a curated record